AUGAACCCUGGCACCUGGGAGAGCAUCAACAAACAUUUACAGAUUUUGGUCUUUAGCUUAGACUUUUCACAAUGUGCUGUGUCAGACGUAGGCAGCACAGUGCAUUACGGAGCUACAUUUAUGAAAAUUGCAAAAGCUCUAAACAAUAAUGAAAUGUCAAUGAUUGGCUGUGAUGCCAAACACUUUCUGGACAUUUUGCCAUUGCAUUACCAAAGAAGCAACUCAGAUAAUGAAAGCUAUUUUUCUCCAAUGGAAGAAACAAGUGAAGAUGAGCUUGCAGAACCGAACUGUGAAAUCCACCUUCAUAGAGCAUCUCGGCUUUCAUCUUAUCAGACUGUAUGGGAGAAGUUUUCUGUACAAUCAGAUGCACAGAGGGAUGCCUUUUUGAUUGGCACUUUCCCUAGUACUUUUCUAUGGAGCACAGCAACUGCCUCAUUUAAAAUUGAGGGAGGCUGGGCAGAACAAGGGAAAGGAGAAAAUAUUUGGGACAGGUUUGCUCAUGAGGGAAAAGUAGAAAAAAACCAGACGGCAGACAUUGCCUGUGAUAGCUUCCAUAAAAUCGAUUAUGAUGUUUAUUUAAUGAGAGGUUUACAAACUAACUCUUAUAAGUUCUCCUUAUCAUGGUCUAGAAUUUUUCCUACAGGCGAUCGGACUAAACAGAACCAAGAUGGCAUAGACUAUUACAACAAAUUAAUUGACAAUCUGCUGGAGUCCAACAUUCAGCCAAUGGUAACUCUAUACCAUUGGGAUCUUCCCCAAGCUCUGCAAGAUAUUGGUGGAUGGCAGAAUGAGGACAUCAUACAAGCAUUUAGUGAUUAUGCAGAUUUUUGUUUUGCUACCUUUGGAGACCGUGUGAAGUACUGGAUCACAUUUAAUGAGCCUUGGGUGGUUAGUUAUGCUGGCUAUGGCACAGGACAGCAUGCACCUGGAAUCAGUGAUCCAGCUAUUGCAUCCUAUAAGGUGGCCCAUUCUAUAAUCAAGGCCCAUGCCAAUGCUUGGCACAUUUAUGACAAGGACUACCGUGCUCAGCAGCAUGGUCAAGUAGGAAUAGCAUUGAAUUCCGACUGGGCUGAACCUAGCUCCCCUAAUAAGCCAGAAGAUGUUCUAACAGCUGACCGAUACCUGCAGUUUAUGUUGGGCUGGUUUGCACAUCCUAUCUUCGUUAAUGGUGACUAUCCAGAAACCUUAAAAGCUCAGAUAAAAAAAUAUAAUCAGGAAUGCCCUUCUGCUCCUGUCCAUCUUCCAUCAUUUACAGAAAAAGAAAAACAACACAUAAAUGGAACUUCAGAUUUUUUUGGACUCAGUCACUACACCUCUCGACUAAUUAAUUCUAGCACAAAUAAAAUAUGUGUUUCAGAUUACAACCGUUUUGGAGAUUUUUCUCCACAGGUUGACAAUUCAUGGCCCUCAACUGUAUCUCCAUGGAUAUAUAUCGUGCCCUGGGGCUUACGAAGGUUAUUAAAUUUUGUUACCCAUGAGUAUACAGGUACCAACAUUCCAAUUUACAUAACAGGACAUGGAAUUCCAACAGAAUAUGCUGGCCUUGAUACCAUAAAUGAUACCAUAAGGAUAGAAAGUAUUGCUGCCUAUAUUAAUGAGGCACUGAAGGCUUCCAUCAUAGAUAACGUCAAUGUGAAAGCAUUUACACUUUGGUCACUAAUGGAUAACUUUGAAGGUCCACAAGGAUACAAUCAUAGAUUUGGACUCCAUUACGUGAAUUUUGAAGAUUCUAAUAGACCCAGAACUCCAAAGGAAUCAGCAUAUCUUUAUACACAAAUAAUCAAGAAUAACGGUUUUAUUACUAAUUCUUCAAACAACUUAAUUCAGACCCUUAUCCCCAAAAAUGAUGUUAAAAGAUUAGCUGAUUUACCAGCAUCUGAAGUGCCUUCUAAGGCUAAGGUUGUGUGGAAGACGUUUUCAGGCCAAGGGGACAUGGAAAGGGAUACGUUCUUAUAUGACACAUUCCCAGAAGGAUUUGUAUGGAGUGCAUCCUCUUCAGCUUAUCAGAUCGAAGGAGGGUGGAAUGCUGAUGAAAAAGGUCCUAGUAUAUGGGACAAUUUCACACAUACACCAAAUAUGAUUUUGAGCAAACAUACAGGAGAUAUUGCAUGUGAUAGUUACAACAAAAUUGAUGAAGAUCUUUACAUGCUUCGAGCGUUGAGAGUUCAAACCUACCAUUUUUCUAUUUCAUGGCCUCGUAUUUUUUCUAAUGGGCGUAUUGAAUCAUUGAACUUAGCCGGUGUCAAUUACUACAACAAGCUAAUUGAUGGCCUUCUUGCCAGCAACAUAACACCAAGGGUAACACUUUACCACUGGGAUCUACCUCAGGCUCUUCAAGAUAUUGGAGGCUGGGAAAAAGAAGAACUGAUUGACCUGUUUAAUACAUAUGCCGAUUAUUGCUUCAAAACAUUUGGCAAUAGGGUUAAGUUCUGGAUAACAUUUAAUGAACCCUCUGUAUUCAGUUGGGAAGGAUAUGGCACAGAUUCCUUUCCUCCUGCUAUAAAUGAACCAGGUCAUCUUCCAUACAGAGUAGCACAUGUAGUACUGAAAGCUCAUGCCAAAGUCUUUCACACAUAUGAUGAUAAAUACAGGAGUACUCAGAAAGGUUUAAUUUCCAUCAGCUUUAAUGCAGAUUGGGCAGAACCCAAGAUAUUUACUAACCUCCGUGACAUAGCUGCAGCUGAUCGCUACCUGCAGUUUACUUUGGGCUGGUUUGCACACCCCAUUUUUAAAAAUGGUGAUUACCCCGAGGCAAUGAAAUGGCAGGUUGGAAACAAGAGUGAACUGCAACAUCUGUCAACUUCAAGGCUUCCUCAGUUUACUGAACAGGAGAAAAGUUUUAUCCGUGGAACUGCGGAUGUUUUUUGUCUCACUACGUACACCACAAAAAUUGUAAGUCAUAAUAUUGCCAAACUGAAAUCACUUUCUUAUGAAUAUGAUCGAGAUACAGCUGAAGAAUUUGACCCAGGAUGGCCAACUUCAGCUGCUAAGAAGUUCAGGGCCGUAUCCUGGGGCCUCAGAAGACUUCUGAACUGGAUCAAAGAAGAGUACAGUAAUCCCCCUAUUUAUAUAACUGGAAAUGGGGUGGCUACAAAACCAACUUCCACUGUGGAUGAUACCGACAGAAUAUUCUACUACAAAACAUACAUCAAUGAGGCUCUGAAAGCUUACAAGUUGGAUAAUGUUAACCUUAAAGGAUACACAGCUACAUCUCUCUUGGACAGUUUUGAAUGGGUCAAAGGAUAUACUUUAAAAUAUGGACUGCAUCAUGUAAACUUCGAAGAUCCUAACAGGCAAAGAACCCCCAAGAGGUCAGCACAUUAUUAUACAGAAAUAAUUCAUGACAAUGGCUUUCCACCUCGGAAAGAAGAUGAAUUCAUUUACGGAGAAUUUCCAAAGGACUUCGCAUGGAGUGCAGCAACUGCUGCCUAUCAGAUUGAAGGAGCUUGGAGAGCUGACGGAAAAGGACUUAGCAUAUGGGACACCUUCAGCCAUACACCCUUGAAAGUAGGCAAUGAUGAUACUGGAGACAUAGCUUGUGACAGCUAUCACAAGAUUGAUGAAGAUUUGGCUAUUCUGAAACAACUGAAAGUCAACCACUACCGCUUUUCUCUAUCCUGGUCUCGCAUUCUUCCAAAUGGAACCACUGAAUAUGUAAAUGAAAUUGGAUUAAAUUAUUAUAUCAAGUUUAUAGAUGAUCUUCUUGCAGCCAACAUUAAACCUCAGGUCACCCUUUAUCAUUGGGAUCUACCUCAAGCUCUGCAAGAUGUCGGUGGCUGGGAAAAUAGUAGUACCAUUGACAGAUUUGUGGAAUAUGCUAACUUCUGCUUUCAAAGAUUAGGUGACAAGGUCAAGUUCUGGAUAACCUUGAAUGAGCCUUACAAUACAGCACUUCUUGGUUAUGGCUAUGGCACUGCAGCACCAGGUAUUGGCACAAGAUUAGGCAGUGCACCUUAUAUUGUUGGUCACAAUCUAAUCAAAGCCCAUGCUGAAGUUUGGCACUUGUACAAUGAAACUUAUAGACCACAACAGGGAGGACUAAUUUCCAUCACUAUCAACUCUGACUGGGUUGAGCCAAGGAACCCAUAUAAACAGGAAGAUAUAGAUGCUGCAAAAAGGCAUUUGAUGUUUUAUGGUGGUUGGUUUGCCUAUCCAAUUUUCAAAAAUGGUGACUACAAUGAAGUGAUGAAAGCACGUGUAAGAGAGAAGAGUAUGGCUCAAGGUUUACUGAAAUCUCGACUCCCUGAAUUCACUGAAUCUGAAAAACAGAGAAUUAAGGGAACAUACGACUUUAUGGGAUUCAAUCACUAUACCACAGUCUUGGCAUUUAAUGCCAAUUUAGGAAAUGUUAUCCCAAUGUAUGAUGCUGACAGAGGAACAGGGACCACAGUAGACCGCAGCUGGCUGAGCUCUGGAUCGUUCUGGCUGAAAGUUACUCCGUGGGGUUUUAGGAGAAUUCUUAACUGGAUUAAGAAAGAGUUCAACAACCCUCCUAUUUAUCUAACAGAAAAUGGAGUUUCAGAGCAUGGUGACAAAGGACUCAAUGAUACCUGGAGGAUCAAUUAUCAUAGAAGUUAUAUAAAUGAGGUUUUAAAAGCUAUUAAACUCGACGGAAUUGACAUCCGUGGCUACACAGCAUGGUCACUGAUGGAUAACUUUGAAUGGGCUAUGGGAUAUGCAGACAGAUUUGGCUUAUUUUAUGUCAAUUAUUCCGACCCUUCUUUACCUCGUAUUCCUAAAGCUUCGAGUAAAUAUUAUUCUACAAUUAUUCGUUGUAAUGGCUUUCCUGAUCCUGCUUUAGGACCUCAUGAGUGUCUUCAAGUAGAAGCUACCACCAUGAAAACCCUACCAUCAACCAUGUCAACAACCACACCAAUAAACAUUGGAAGGGUUCAUUUUCUGGGAUUACAGAUGUCUAGUGUGAAUGCCACAAGUGCUUUGUAUACUUUGUUUGCCAUUUUACUAGUUGCUGUUGUUUUGUUGGCUCUCUUUUCAUAUAACAUUUGGAAAAGAAAAGCAAAUGUAAUUAAAUCAACUUCAGACACAAAUGAAUUAGCAAUAAAUCAGAACACUAACUUUUGAAGUUAGAAUUAUUAUUGAAGGAAGGAGUUGUGGGAGGAAACGCUAAAACGUCUUAGGACACUGGGAAAACCCUCA
Messenger RNA from Chiloscyllium plagiosum (whitespotted bambooshark), 5157 nucleotides. The record is from RefSeq and is a predicted model, not a curated record. Lineage: Eukaryota; Metazoa; Chordata; Chondrichthyes; Orectolobiformes; Hemiscylliidae.